Carassius auratus (goldfish) is the source of this 2531-nucleotide messenger RNA. Its product is annotated as ganglioside-induced differentiation-associated protein 1-like 1. The coding region runs from base 85 to 918 and encodes 277 amino acids. The record is from RefSeq and is a predicted model, not a curated record. NCBI's taxonomy places the organism in Eukaryota, Metazoa, Chordata, Actinopteri, Cypriniformes, Cyprinidae. The transcript has 5 exons.
CGUCUGGUGAUCAAUGAGAAGGGGUUGCUGUGUGAAGAACGGGAUGUCAGUCUGCCUCUCACUGAGCACAAGGAGCCUUGGUUUAUGAGGCUCAACCUAGGGGAAGAAGUGCCGGUUUUCAUCCACGGAGACACCAUUGUCAGUGACUACAACCAAAUCAUUGAUUAUAUAGAGACCAGCUUUAUCGGAGACACAGUAGCCCAGCUGAUUCCAGAUGAAGGAACUCCCAUGUAUGCAAGGGUACAUCAGUACCGAGAGCUGCUGGAUGGGCUGCCUAUGGACGCUUACACACAUGGAUGCAUCCUGCACCCUGAACUCACAACCGACUCCAUGAUCCCAAAGUACGCCACUGCUGAAAUACGUAGACAUCUGGCCAAUGCAGCAUCUGAACUGAUGAAGUUGGACCAUGAGGAACCCCAGCUGACAGAACCAUACCUCUCCAAGCAGAAAAAGCUCAUGGCGAAGAUCUUGGACCAUGACAAUGUGAACUACCUGAAAAAAAUUCUUGGUGAGUUGGCAAUGGUGCUAGACCAAGUAGAGGCAGAGCUGGAAAAAAGAAAACUGGAAUAUCAAGGUCAAACGUGUGAAUUAUGGCUUUGUGGACCUACUUUUACAUUAGCUGAUAUUUGUCUUGGAGCCACAUUACACAGGCUCAAAUUCUUGGGACUCUCAAAGAAAUACUGGGAGGACGGAAGCCGUCCGAACCUGCAGUCGUUUUUUGAGCGGGUGCAGAAGCGCUACGCUUUCCGCAAGGUGUUGGGGGACAUCCACACGACCCUGCUCUCUGCGGUUCUACCCAACGCAUUCCGAAUGGUAAAAAAGAAGCCGCCAUCCUUCUUUGGUGCAUCCUUCUUAAUGGGCUCUCUCGGGGGGAUGGGUUAUUUUGCCUAUUGGUUUUUAAAAAAGAAAUACAUGUAGUGAAUGUGCUCUUGUAGUGUUAUGUGUCUGUGUAUGAUGCUCGAACUUUCAGUAACACUGUUUUGCGAGAGCAGGAAAAACAAGACAAUAUACAGAGAUUAACACUAUUACUUACUUGGGUGAAUAAUUCAAUAAAUAUAUAAUGAGAACAUUCCAAGACUAGGAAUUCUUCUUAACAGCACCUUCUCUGGUAAUGAAUGCCUUGAUUAUUUUUUAUUAUUUUUAAGAUUUACUGGUUAUUUAUUUUAUUCAUUUUAGGCUUGCAUACAGCAUUACUAUGUUCUGUUGUUCUGUCCAGAUUAUAAACACUGCACAUUCUGCCAUUUAGGACACCUGUAGGUUAGGUCAGUUAUAUGGUACAGCACAAAGGCCAAGCCAACUUAAAGCCCAAAAUAAUGUUUCUUAUUUUUUUAUUAUCAGCAAUUGAUGGGUUUCCAAACACUUUGCAUUUCUGAUUUUUAGAAACUUAGAAUUAUUAAACCAUUCUGAAAAUUUCUCAGUAUCUAAAGAUUCACUUUUUAGUGCAGAUCACCGCUGAAACAUUGUUUAUUAGCAGAAUGCAACACAUCGCUGUUAGCAUGACAAUUUUCUGGUCUGAAACUAUUUGUUUCGGCAUUCGGUGAAGAAUCAGUGAUUGCAAACACUUUACAGGCCUACAUUUUCUGAAUAUUAUACUUUACCAAGAAUGCAAAAACCAAAAACACUGAAGAGAACAGAAUGUUCCUCAUAAAACUGCCAAUCUGAGCAUUUUCUUUCCUAUUUAAUUGUUUCUUUUUUUUUUCAUCACUAGCAAAGUCCUCAAAAGUCUACCGAGUAACUUGAUGAGUAAAGUUCUUGAAAUGGAGGUGGAAUAAAAUGUCAAUGUCAAGUUCCAGUUCUGAGCCUGAAUCUUGAUAUUCAAUAGAAUAACUUAUAAUAAAAAUCAGUUGAUCAUUUAAACUAGUAUAUCCCUUGCAUGCCACUAUUUAAUUUAAUGGGUUUAUAACCAAAGAAAAUGAUACGUUUUUCUUUCUUUGUAAGUUUUCCAGUAUUGUUAACUUGUACAUUAAACUCAACUUGACUUAGAAUAAACUGUGAGAGAACAUUAAAUGUUUGCCAUGCAGUAAACACAAGAAUAUACCUGAAUUAUAAACAUUGUAUGAGAGUUCUAUACCACCUCACACACAAGCCAUAUACAACUGUGAAGAUGCAUUAAUACUCUAUGAUUUCAUUUUAUGUACUGCUGUUACUCAUUUUCAAUACUAUAACCACAACAAAUGUAUAGUAAAAUUUCUGAGAUUAAUCUCUCGGCACGUAGAUUCUCACAUAGAAAUGUACUUAAUCUGGGAUGUUUGUUAUGAAUUGCGAUAAGUGGUGAUGCCUACUCUGAACCGGAAUGACUGGAAGUUAAAUACAUGAGAAAUAUAUUGAUGUCUGUGGUCAUUCACAAUAGAUUUUCUUAUUUUGUAAUUUUUAUUUUUAUAUUUUUAAAAUAUGCAUUUAUUUACAGUGCUUUCUAAAAUGUUUGUUCACGAGCCUUAAUUUGUUCAGUUGCCAUUGAUUUCAAUAAAAGAAAAUGCUUACAUUAACCUCUGUGUAAUGGUCUGUGUGCAGCACAAUAAUAGACUCAUUUU